UCUCGUCCUUCCCUCUUCCCCAAAGGGGCAGAAAAGAUGAUCUUUUUAGGGAAAUCGCUAAUGUAAGGAGAAGCAGACCAGAGCAUGCCAAAGCCCAAGCCAAAGUCAUAGCAACGCAAAGUUCCCUCCUUUUUUCCCUUCCACGGACGAAUAUGUUCUCGUACCCCUCCUCUCUGGGCCCUCCCUCCCCCAAAUUAGCAGCUUUCGGCUGAAAGAUAUCCCGCAUUUUCUGAGGCAGAGGAAGCAUUUUCAUCACCAGGGUCGUCUACGAAUUUCUUUUCUGCAAUUGGGUUUUGAUCCUAAACUUCUGGGUUUGCCGUAUUUGGCAGGGAAGUUCGUGAAAUUCGCAGGAUCGAAUAAGCUGAAAUUUGGUCAUCUCGGGGCCUUAAUGGGGCCUAUGUUCCCGAGGUUACAUGUUAAGGAUGCUGCCGAGAAAGGUGGGCCCAGGGCGCCUCCGAGGAACAAGAUGGCCUUAUAUGAGCAACUCAGCAUUCCGUCUCAGAGGUUUAAUCAUCGGUUGCUGCCUCUGAGCCACAACCCGGCUACUAAUGUGGUUCACCCUGUAUCAUCGAGUCAGGGAAGUGGAUGUGACAGGCAUGCUCUAUUCCCGCUUCGCUUGCCUCUUUCAGCACCCUCUCAUAUCUCCGAGAAGUUUAGGGUACAUGAAUCUGAUGCAGCAAACACCAGUUAUUCAACCUCGCAAGUGAAGGCAAGAAAGAGGGCUCGGGCCGAAGAAGACUUUGCAGUGCCGGUAUAUGUUCAGUUGAAGGCUGGUCUUGGUAGAGGUCAAAGUGGGACUAUUCGGAGUACUUCUGAUCAGUCUAUGAAGACCCUGAGUGCUUCUAAUAGAGACUUGAGACAAGAUUCUCAAAUUCCAGAGGCUCGAGAUCAGCAAACUGCUAAUUCUAACAGAUUACAAGAUGAGCUUGUGGUGGACACCGAGAAAUUAAUUGAUUCAAGGCAAAGGAACGAUUCUCUCAUGGUAGAGCAUCCCAGAAUUUGUAGUGACGAUAAUGACGAUCACUGCAACCUCUCUGGGGAGAGGACAAGGGGAUCAGAGCUCAUAGGUGGCAGAGAAGGCGAUGAUCUCUCUGACGAGUCGAUGAUCUCUGUAUCAGGAUUAGGUGUCUCUCCUGAUGAUGUUGUUGAGAUUAUGGGUCAAAAACAAUUCUGGAAGGCAAGGAGGGCACUUGUCAAUCAGCAAAGGGUGUUUGCAGUUCAAGUGUUUGAGUUGCAUAGACUGAUAAAGGUUCAGCAAUUGAUUGCUGAAUCGCCUCAUCUUCUGCUUGAAGACGUUUCUCUCAAGGUUCCUCCACAGAAUAAGCUCACCAUCAAAAUUAUACAACCUCCUAUACAAAAUCCCGACCAUAGAGAGGGCUCUGAGAAGCACACGCAUAGGAUUGAGCAGUUGGCAGAAAAUGGGGUCUCAAACAGAUCCUUCUCCACAGUAUUAAGAAGCCAUCGGACACAUGUGGGGGACACGCAUUCCAUUCCUGCAGCAACGGAUAAUAGCAAAGCGGGGUUUUGGUCCUACCAUCAACAAUCGCCUCCCAAGCAUCAGUGGCUGAUUCCUGUGAUGUCCCCUUCUGAAGGGCUCGUUUAUAAGCCCUACCCAGGUCCUGGGUGCAUGGGGCCUUACAAUGGUCAGGGCCCUAGCCCUUUUGUGAGCAGCUUUAUGGGUCCUGCUUAUGGUGUGCCUACGCAUUUCCCCACUUACGGUGCUCUGAUGAUGCGCCCCAAUUUCUCUGGUUCUUCCAUUGAGCAAAUCCACCGGUUUCACCAAUGGUCAGAGGAGAAUCCCGAUAUGAAUCUGCAACAUCAGAGCUCCUGUAAUGAACCCAAACAGAACCUUGCAGCCGGUCCUCCACCGGAGAACUUCCGGGAGAGUGAGAUUCAAUUAAGCACAGGGAGCAGCCCAGGUGAGAGGCCUAUUGAAGGAGCAGGAGGCGUGCUCCCGCUCUUCCCUAUGGCCCCACGGGAAUCGAGCGGAGGAUCCGAGCUUAACAAGAGUUCGCAACAGCCCACACGGGUCAUAAAGGUUAUCCCUCAUGACUGCAGGUCUGCCACUGAAUCGGUGGCUUGGAUCUUCCGGUCCAUACAAGAGGAGCGGAGGCUGCAUGAAUGAAUUUCUCCAAGCCAUGCUACAGGUUAGUUUAGCGUGUAUGGGUAGCUUUUUUUUUCCUUUAAUCUGCACUAUUUUCUCAGUGUAUUGUUUGGUUUUACAAAUGUAUGUGCUGGUCUGUGACAUGGAAUUGUCCUUUCUCAUUAUAGUUCAUAGGUUAGGUAAGUUGUAAAUUUGCUGAUGUAGAGGCGUUCGAUGUUUGUACCAACAUGUCCUGUCUGGGUUUAUCAGUAAAGCAUAAUUAAGUGUAAUCAUUAUACAUUGGAGUUAAAAUCUUGGCUCUUGUAUUGUAAGUUUAAGCUUAGCCUCUUUGUUAUUAU
Punica granatum (pomegranate) is the source of this 2442-nucleotide messenger RNA. The record is from RefSeq and is a predicted model, not a curated record. NCBI's taxonomy places the organism in Eukaryota, Viridiplantae, Streptophyta, Magnoliopsida, Myrtales, Lythraceae.